UCUCUUUCAGUCGUCCGGGAAAGAGAAACACAAGAGAGGAAGGAUGACGAGUGUGCAGUCGUUCCUGGUCGGAAUAUGCGUUGCGAUACAGACUUCCGUAGCAUAUGAAUACAGCUACAUUGACCAGUUGCGUAUGGCACGCACGCAGGCAGACGGAGGUAACGCGACAGAAAUCUGUCAUCUUCCCAAGGCUGAAGGACCCUGUAACGGACACUUCCCAGUGUAUUACUUUGACGCGCAUCAAGGUCAAUGCAUUGAGUUCAUCUACGGCGGUUGCUAUGGAAACCUCAAUAACUUCGACACGUACUACGAAUGUAGGAAGACUUGCGCAGGACAAGGCGACAUUGCCGUUUGUUACCUAAAGCCGGAUAAAGGACCAUGCAAAGGAUACGUCCCGAGGUCUUACUACGAUCCCGAAACGAAAAGCUGCAAGAGAUUCAUCUACGGUGGUUGCCAUGGAAACGGGAACAACUUCGAUACGCAGGAUGGCUGCAUGAAGGCAUGCGCGAAAGAGAUACCAUAUAUCUGUCGUCAACCAAAGCAGCCAGGACCCUGCUUAGCCUACUUUGUGAGGUACUACUAUGACUCCGUCGAAGGUAUCUGCAAGGAAUUUAUCUAUCAAGGUUGUGAAGGAAACAGCAACAAUUUUAAGACGAUUGAGCAGUGCAACGUUACUUGCAGUGGCUGA
Ornithodoros turicata is the source of this 688-nucleotide messenger RNA. Its product is annotated as BPTI/Kunitz domain-containing protein-like. NCBI's taxonomy places the organism in Eukaryota, Metazoa, Arthropoda, Arachnida, Ixodida, Argasidae. Gene Ontology annotation, molecular function: serine-type endopeptidase inhibitor activity. The record is from RefSeq and is a predicted model, not a curated record. The coding region runs from base 44 to 688 and encodes 214 amino acids. The transcript has 7 exons.